Messenger RNA from Limanda limanda (common dab), 1010 nucleotides. RefSeq names its product mitochondrial carrier homolog 1-like. Gene Ontology annotation, cellular component: membrane; mitochondrion. The coding region runs from base 22 to 951 and encodes 309 amino acids. Lineage: Eukaryota; Metazoa; Chordata; Actinopteri; Pleuronectiformes; Pleuronectidae. The record is from RefSeq and is a predicted model, not a curated record. The transcript has 12 exons. Gene Ontology annotation, biological process: positive regulation of apoptotic process.
CUCCUCUCACGGUAACUAAAGAUGGAGCCGUCGGAACACCUGUCAGUCGAUGUGGACCCGGAUGCUACACCGACCCCCGUGGCUCUGGACACCGCAGUGCUGCUGCUGGGAGCGGGAGUGACAGCCGUCACACACCCGCUGCUUUACGUGAAGUUGCUAAUACAGGUGGGACAUGAACCUCUUUCUCCAACUGUGGGCACAACGAUGUUUGGAAGAAGAGUCUUAUACUUACCUGGCUUCUUCUCCUAUGCACAUCACAUUGUGAAGGUGGAUGGAAAGAGGGGACUCUUCCGUGGCUUCUCACCUCGUUUCGUAACCAGUGCCAUCUCCACCAUGGUCAGGAGCAACGUUAAACAGCAGGUGGAGCUUCUAGCCAAAAGAGACAACCUUCAGACCUCACUCAAGAAAGUGGUAAGAGAGACCACACAUGAGAUGAUCAUCCAGUGCCUGUCCAGAGUAGCCACUCAUCCUUUUCAUGUUAUGUCAGUGCGUUGCAUGGCCCAGUUUGUUGGUAGAGAGGUCAAGUACAGUGGGAUGAUCAGUUGUAUUACCAACAUAUUUAAGGAGGAAGGAAUGGCUGGAUUAUAUGUAGGUCUCAUACCCCACAUGCUGGGAGAGGUUCUCUUCCUGUGGUGUUGUAACCUCCUCUCUCACCUUAUUAAUACCUACGCUGUAGAGGACAGUUUCAGUCAGGCCUCAGCAGUCAGAAGCUAUACUAAGUUUGUGAUGGGGAUUGCAGUGAGUAUUCUCACAUAUCCAUUCAUGUUGGUCGCUGAUCUUAUGGCAGUCAACAACUGUGGUCUGGCUGCAGGUCUUCCUCCUCGCUCUCCCAUCUUCAGGUCAUGGCUGCACUGCUGGAGUCACCUGAGCCACAAGGGUCAGCUCUACAGAGGAUCCAGCUUCUUUUCCCGCUGGGUGCCUGUCACCUCCCUGCCCUCCAUCGAGAACUGACAUCAUCACUGCCACCCUGCUGGGAUGUUCAGCAGAGACUCCAUUUCUCGCUUGCCAUC